CUGUCCGUGGAUUCUUGGUCCGGCGAAGAAGGAAGGGUUUCCUCUUUCGCCUUCCCGGUUCCUGCCGCCGGCGUCUCGUCGCGGCCGCCGGUUCGGCAGGCAGGCAUCUCUCUGUGUCCACCACUGUAAUUUAUAACGAAGUCUGCAAAAUCAACAUUAUUCGAGCAUUUAUUGAAAUAUGGUAUCAGUCAAUCUUGGUCUAGUACAUUAUGUACUAGACCACAUAUAUGGUACUGUUCUACAUCGCACUAAAUUAGGAACACCAUUUUUCUCAAAAGGAUGGGGAGGUACCAAGCUUGAUUUGUUAGAGAGGAUAGUGAAACAGCUAUUCCCUGAGGCACAUUGUCAGAACUGGCCACCAGCUGCCGUGCAACCCAUAUGGAAAACAAUUUGGGAGACAAAGAGCUCUUGUCUGCGAGAAGGUGUUUUCAGGACUACAUGCGAUCCGCAACUAAUUGAUGCAUUGCCUCCUGAGAGUCACAAUGCAAGAGUCGCUUUUCUUACACCCAAGUCGGUUUCUCCUGAGAAGAUGGCUUGUGUGAUUCAUCUGGCAGGCACUGGUGAUCACUCAUUUGAGAGAAGACUUCGGCUUGGUGGGCCUCUUUUGAAGGACAACAUUGCAACUAUGGUUCUUGAGAGCCCUUAUUAUGGACAACGACGACCAAGCAUGCAGCACGGUUCAAAGCUUCAGUGUGUGAGUGACUUGCUACUCUUAGGAAAAGCCACUAUUGAUGAAGCCCGCAGCCUUCUGUAUUGGUUGCAGAAUGAGGCUGGUUAUGGAAAGAUGGGCAUAUGUGGGCUCAGUAUGGGUGGUGUACAUGCUGCAAUGGUUGGAUCCUUGCAUCCUACACCAAUUGCAACGCUGCCAUUUCUUGCUCCACAUUCUGCUGUGGUACCUUUCUGUGACGGACUCUUCAGUUAUGCCACAGCUUGGGAUGUAUUGAGGGAAGAUGCAGCAUCGUUAACUCAAGACGUAACUUCUUUGACGGAAGAUGCGACACAGAAAUUACCGAUCACUAUUGAGCAAGUAAAAGAGAGGUUACGAUCAGUGCUGUCUCUGACUGACGUCACUCGAUUUCCAGUGCCAAAGAACCCACAGGCUGUCAUUUUUGUUGGUGCAACGGAUGAUGGUUACAUUCCCAAACAUUCGAUAAUGCAGCUUCAGAAGGCAUGGCCAGGUUCAGAGGUCCGGUGGGUAACCGGUGGGCACGUAUCGUCGUUUCUCCUCCACAACGACGCAUUUCGCAAAGCCAUUGCUGAUGCUCUUGAUAGACUAUAGCAGCGAAGGAAAUUCAUCUUUGUGAUUACAUUUUCUUGCUGUGCUUCUUGUGAACUCAGGGGCAUGGCACAGGAAAAGACACAUUUUUUUUUUUUUUUGUAAAAAUGGGAGAGCCCAGAGACACCACAUUCUUCUGCCUGUAAGGCUGUAUUAAACUGUGUUUUGCCCAAGAUUGGGAAGAUGAGUACUCAUGUAUAACAUUGCAUUUGCUACCUGUUAACUCACCAUUAUCAUCUGUCCCAAAUUUCACCUACUAACCUUGCAACUGAAGCCAUGCCUCGUGUGUUGUUGUGA
Molecule: messenger RNA, 1573 nt
Organism: Oryza brachyantha (malo sina)
Lineage: Eukaryota; Viridiplantae; Streptophyta; Magnoliopsida; Poales; Poaceae
Product: protein ABHD18
Exons: 6
Coding region: 179-1279 (366 amino acids)
Source: RefSeq, a predicted model, not a curated record